GUUCAGUUAACAUGUGUUCUUCCUUUUCUGUGCAGAUAUUAUUGUCUUGAGAGAGCAGUGACACCCACUCCCGCUGAUGGCCCUACAGGCGGACCCUGUCUAGAGGGUCACUAUUGUCCCAUAGGAACCACUCAGCCAUUGUCCUGUGAUCCAGGGACGUAUAUGAUUGUAACACAUGCAACUCAAUGUGAGCCCUGUUCCCCUGGCUGGUACUGUGUGACAGGCACCCUGCAACUGUGUCCUGCAGGUUUUUACUGUCCCGAGGGAACGGGAUAUGACUUGAGAGCUUGUCCGGAGGGCACAUACAGCACUGAGCUGGGCUUGACAUCCAUCAGCCAGUGCAGGCAGUGUGACGGUGGCCAUUACUGUCCACUUAGGAAUGGCACCUCAGUCACAGGACAGUGCCUGGAGGGGUAUUACUGCUCCUACGGAAACACCUCUCCACAGCCUUCCUCUCACUCUGCAGGUGGAGGACCAUGCCCUGCAGGUCACUACUGCCCUAGAGGCACCAUCGAUCCUCAACCUUGCCCCAUUGGCACAUUCAGCAACCUGACCAAACUAGUCUCCCAGAACGGCUGCCGGCACUGCUCCCCAGGUUAUUACUGUGACGCGUCUGGGCUAACAGCGCCUACAGGGGAAUGCUGGGAAGGUUUUUAUUGUCGCCGUGGAGCAGUUUUCCCCAACAGCCCUAUCAGAGACAGCCGAGGAGGGCCGUGUCCACGAGGUUAUUUUUGCUCUAAGGGUUCGUCAGCUCCGCGAGAGUGUCCCCAGGGAGCCGUCAGUUUAGAAGAGGGUCGAUCCAGCUGUAGCCCCUGUCCCCAGGGUUAUUACUGUCCUGGCAACAGCUCCCUCCAUGAAACCAAUGAGUGCCCUGUGGGUCAUUACUGCCCAAAUGGCACCUCCUCUCAGUACCAGUACCCAUGCCCUGCUGGGACCAGCAACCCACACACUAGGAUGGGCAGUCCACAGGACUGCCUGCCAUGCCCCCCAGGGUUUUUCUGUGCCUUUCCUGGACUGAGUGCCGUAUCGGGCCAAUGCAUCGCUGGCUAUCUUUGCCACUCUGGAGCAGUAUCCCCGAAACCAGAAGACGGUGUGACCGGUGAGCGGUGUCCCCAAGGUCAUUACUGUCCAGAGGGCUUGGCUGCAGCGCCACGUCCCUGUCCUCUAGGAUAUUAUAGCAACACCACCAGGAACACACAACUCUCUGACUGCCUGCCCUGCCCUGCAGGGUUCAUUUGUGCCAGCAGAGGGCUCUCCAUCCCUUCUCAUCUCUGCCAGGCUGGCUCCUACUGCCCUUACAGACACAACUCCAGCCUCCCUGGCUCUAUCACCUGCUCAGCUGGGCAUAUGUGCCCACUUGGCAGUGCCAUCCAGGUUCCCUGUGUGCCAGGGACUUACCAGGAUCAAUCUGGGCAGGCAGAGUGUUUUACCUGUCCAGCAGGGUUUUACUGUGCAGGCUCAGUACAUCCUAACACAGAACAGGGGGUGGGAACACACAUGCCAACCCCUUGUCUGAAGGGACACUACUGCCCCCCAGGCACACGGUCUGGUGUGGAGUACCCAUGCCCAGCUGGCACGUUUAGUGGGCAGACCAGCACAUCUAAUAAGAGUGGGUGUGUGCCCUGCCCUCCAGGGAAGUACUGCAGCUCUGCAGGGUUGGCAGCGCCUACUGGGCAAUGCUCUCCUGGGUACCUUUGUAUCCGAGGCUCUGUUACUUCUCAGCCAGCUGGAGAUCCUACAGGUGGAAAAUGCAUCGCUGGGUCCUACUGCCCACUGGGUACCAGUCACAUGCUUCUAUGCCCGCCUGGUACUUUCAGCUCUUUAGAAGGGGCAGUAUCUGUGGCUGCGUGCCAGCCCUGUGUGCCUGGGCAGUACUGUGCAGACUUUGGCCUUGCCUCCCCAUCUGGUCCCUGCAGCGCUGGGUUCUACUGCCCAAUAGGAUCCAGAACCCCCAUGCCAAAUCAUAAUGCAACAAGUAAUAAUGAACCAAGAAAUGCAACUUCUGUAUAUCCUCCUCGUGAUGGAGAGGUCUUGGAACAGAUCAAUGGAGACCUGUGUCCAGGAGGCCACUACUGUCCGAUUGGGACAGCUCAGCCAAUACCCUGCCCCCCAGGCACCUUUCUGGGUGGAUAUGGUGGUCAAUCAGAGGCAGACUGUGAGGCUUGUCCGUCUGGAUUCUACUGCCCUGUGUGGGGGCAGACCACCACAGACCUCCACUGUCCCCAGGGUUGGUUCUGUCCAGUAGGCGCUGUAUCAGGGCAUCAACCAGAAUGUCAGUGCCCGUCUGGUCAUUCGUGCCCGUAUGGAAGUGCCAAGCCUGUCAUCUGUGCCCCUGGCACCUAUCAGUCUUUGACUGGUCAGUCUACAUGCAAGACCUGCCCACCAGGUUUUUAUUGUGUGGAGGGAACCUCUGUCCCAACACCAUGCCCAGCUGGCAGUGUGAGUCAGGCUGAGGGGAGAGCAUCUCAGAGGGAGUGUUCUCCAUGCCCUCCUGGGCUCUACUGCAACAGCAGUGCUCUCACCUCUCCCUCAGGACCCUGCUCUCCAGGCCACUUCUGUUCCCGUGGAGCUACUGUUCCUGAUCCAGUCUCCCAGACCUUUGGGGAUGUCUGCCCUCUAGGACACUACUGCCCAGAGGGUAGUGGGUCGCCCACACCCUGUUCUGUGGGUAGCUACCUUCCAGAGAGGGGUGCUCCAUCCCCCUCCCGCUGCUACCCUUGUCCCCCAGGAAGAUACUGCCUCAACCCAGGCUCCUCACAAUUCACAGGUCCUUGCUCCCCUGGUUUCUACUGUAGUGGCGGUGCAGACAGUGCUAUACCCCAGGCUAACUCCUCCCAGCUCAGCUGCCUUUGUGGCAUGAUAAAGGUCCAUCCUACUAACCAAGAUCUUUGUUCCUGGUUACACAACACUUCCUGCUCACCUAACAGUAUAGAUACAGAUGGAGAUGGGAGCUGGAUGGAUGUCGUAGCUAGGCCAUGGUCAGGUCAGGCCUUGGCCGACUCUACACCUCAUCUCAGGAGUCCACUUUAUAAAUGUGCUAACUUCAAAGGCGAUAUAUGUCCCAAAGGUUUCUACUGUCCUGUAGGAUCGGCUUACCCUCAGCCCUGUGACACUGGCUUCUACUGUGGUCAGACUGGCCUGGAAGCCCCCAGUGGCCUCUGUACCCCAGGCUAUUUCUGCUCCAGGGGUUCCACGACCCCUCACGCCUCACUCUGCCCCCCUGGACACUACUGCCCCCAGGGCACACCUCUCCCUCUACCUUGCCCUCCUGGAACCCUGAAGGGUCGAUCAGGCGGGUCCACAGUGGACGAUUGCCAGCCUUGCCCCCCUGGUCAUUACUGCGAUCAGAUAGGCUUGGCCGGGCCCAGCGGUCAGUGUGCUGCUGGCUACUACUGUCCUGGGGGACAGAGCACUGAUAGACCGUCACAACAUGUGUGUGGAGUUGGUCAUUUCUGCAAGGAGGGUAGCGUGAGAGAGAGAGCCUGUGCCCCAGGCAGCUACCAGCCUAGUGAGGGUCAGCACCGAUGUGAGGUGUGUCCUUCUGGCUUCUACUGUCUUGAAGAAGGAAGGACACACUUGGUUCCAUGCGGAAGAGGAUUCUAUUGUCCACGUGGAACAGCCAAUCAGCAUCCUUGUCCAUCCGGGACCUAUGGAAACUUAUCAGGAUUGGCUGACGAAUCGGAAUGCUCUUUGUGUGAACCGGGGAUGUACUGUAAAGGAACAGGGAGAAAUUACCCCAGUGGUCCAUGCAGUGCAGGGUUUGUGUGUUUUGGGGCCGCCUCUCAACCCUCCCCCUCAGACAACAUCACAGGCGCUCCAUGUCCUCCUGGAUUCCACUGUCCUGUUGGAAGCUCCGUACCAAUGCCCUGCCCUAAAGGCACAUUCAGUGAGCAAAGUGGACUAACGGAGCCCUCCCAGUGUCGUAGAUGUGUUCCAGGGUUCUACUGUGCAGAGCCAGGCCUUAAAGCAGUCACUGGAGCCUGUCUGCCAGGUUUCUACUGUUUGGAAGGGUCCCAGAGUGCUGCCCCGAUGUCAGGUGUAUUUGGAGGUGUUUGCAACCCAGGCCACUACUGUGAGAGUGGGACCAGUGUGCCUGCAUCCUGCCCUGCUGGCACCCAUCACAAUAACACCGGAGGGAAGAAGAGUGAUGACUGCAAGCCAUGUCCUGAUGGUUGGUUCCAGGACUUGGAGGGCCAGAGGGAGUGUAAGCCCUGUCCCCCUGGCUCUCACUGCCUGACCACCAACACAACUGGCAGCACCAGUGGCCCCAUCACCCCUCUGCCCUGCCCAGCUGGCUAUGUCUGCCCCAGAGAGAGCUCCUUCAGCCAACCCUACCCCUGCCCCAAAGGCACCUACAGCCCUACUCUGGGUCUCACAUCCCUUGGGGAGUGCUUGGUUUGUCCGGCGGGCCAGUUCUGUGGAUCAGAGGGUCUGGUUGAGCCCACUGGACCCUGUGCUCCUGGAUUCCUCUGUGUUACCAGGGCCACAGUGCCCAACCCCACCGACAACAGGACAGGGUCAACCUGCCCCCCCGGAUCAUACUGCCAACUAGGAUUCAGAGCAGGUGCUUGUGCCCCUGGGUUCUUCUGUGACUGGGGCUCCAGUAGUCCUGAGGAGGCCCUCUGUCCAGCAGGCUACUUCUGUCCAGGAGGAACUAGGACCCCCCUGGCCUGUCCUGCAGGGACACACAGCUCAGUGACAGGCAACAGCCACCAGAACAACUGUACAACAUGUCCUGAUGGCUACUACUGUCAGGGAGAAGGGGUGGUCUAUCCAGUGGUCUGUCCUCUUGGUCACUACUGCCCUCCUGGGUUGGCCGUGGGUGUGAAGUUCCCCUGUCCCCCUGGCACAGUGCAGAGCAAGCCUGGAGCCUCCAGCCUGGACCACUGUCUACCAUGCCCUGCAGGGAUGUUCUGUGCCCUACCUGGGCUUUCCCAGACAACGGGGCCUUGCCAGGCAGGAUACCACUGUCCCCCAGGUGCCAUCACACCCAAUGCUACUGAAUACGAGCAGAAUUCUACCAGUAAUAAUCUGUGCCCCCGUGGCCACUACUGUCCAGCUGGCACUGGCUACCCUCUUCCGUGCCCACCGGGCUCUCUCUCCAGCUCCCUGGGACUGAGGGGCGUAGAGGAGUGCCAGCCUUGCCCCCCUGGGCACUUCUGUGACAAGCCUGCGCUGACCGCGGAUGGCGCCCCGUGUAGCGCUGGGUAUGUGUGUCUAGGGGGUAGCUCCAGUGCCCACCCCUCUGAUGGUCACCAUGGUUACCUGUGCCCCACAGGGCAUCGCUGUCCUGUUGGCACAGCUUCAGCGGUACCCUGUGAGCCUGGCACCUACAGUCCUGCCCCUGGUGCCGCCCACUGCCUCACCUGCCCUAAUGGCACCAUGUGUCCCUCCUCUGCCACCCAAGAGCCCUCUCUCUGCCCUGCUGGUCACUUCUGUCCUGCCCGGUGUGUGUUACCGCUGCCUUGUCCUGUUGGGACCCUCAGUGAACAGACAGGAGCCCCCUCGCCCUCUGCAUGCAGGCCCUGCCCCUCUGGGCUCUACUGUAGCUUGCCCGGCUCCUCACUACCACAAGGCCAGUGCCAGCAGGGCUACUUCUGCCAGCGUGGAGCACAUAGUCCAGCUCCCCAGAGCUCAGCCAUCUUUCCCAGGAACGGGCCCUGUCCUGUGGGCCACUAUUGCCUUUCUGGGACCCUCUCCCCACUGCCGUGUCCUGCAGGCAGCAUCCGAAACCACACCGGUGGGUUAUCCUUAGACAGCUGCUCCCCUUGCCCCCAUGGACACUACUGUUCCAUUGAGGGCCUGGCCUCCCCCAGUGGCCUGUGUGCUGCUGGCUUCUACUGCCCGUUUGACUUCUCCUCCACCACGCCCUAUGCUUUCCUCUGCCCUAAGGGUCACUACUGUCCAGAGGGCUCUCCCCUGGCCCUGCCCUGUCCUACAGGAGAGUACCAGCCCAACCCAGGCUCUGACUCCUGCAUCCCAUGCCGCCCAGGCUUCUACUGUGAGGAGGCCAUUGUUGGAGAGCCCUGGCCUUGCCCCCCUCACUCCUUCUGCCCUGCAGCCACCAUGGUUCCCCAGCCGUGCCCCAACGGUACGUUCACCCCUUCUGACCAGGGGGGGUUACAGGAAGAGCGGGAGUGUCUGCCCUGCCUCCCAGGGAGGUUCUGCAGGGCUGGUAAGAUCAAGGGCCAUUGUGCAGCAGGGUAUCUGUGUAUGUCUGGCAGCUCUGAGUUCACGCCACAGGGGCCUCACUCCAACUGGAGCCAGUGUGAAUGGGGGAUGCAGUGUGCCGGCCCCUGUCCAGCAGGAUUCUACUGCCCAGAAGGUUCAGAGAAGCCUGAAGUCUGCCCUGAUAACACUAUCAGAGUUUUACCUGGAGCAGCCAAUAUCCAUGAUUGUCUGUCUUGUCCACCACAGCACUGGUGCAAAAAAGGUGACCCUGUCCUGCACCUGUGUCCUGCUGGUCACUACUGUGAUGGGGUGGUUGGUAGUGACUACGAGGGAGGGACUGAACCCAGGGAAUGUCCGUUAUUUACCUACAGAUCCACACCCGGGGCAGCCAGCAAGGGGGACUGCCACCCCUGUCCCCCUGGAUUCUACUGUAACUCUACAGGUUUUACAGAUUACUCUGGCUACCCCUGUCCCCCGGGCUACUGGUGCAGUGGCACUGGUCUACCUAUACUAUGCCCUGCGGGUACCAUGAGGCCCCUUCCAGGGGCGGCAGCUGCCAGUCAGUGUGAGCCGUGUGCGGGGGGCACCUACUGCCCAGACCCCAUGUCCACAGGGCAGCCCAACAUUGCUGGAAUCUCCUGUAGAGCCUCGUUCCAGUGUCCCCCUGGUGCGGUCUCAGAGAGGCUGUGCAAGGCUGGCUCUUACUGUGGGCCCCAGACUGCAGAGCCUGAAAUCUGUCCUGAAGGCUACCUCUGUCCAGAGGGAUCUCACACCUACAACACACCAAACCAAGUUUGCGCGUUUCCCUACUACUGUCCUGCCAACAGCUCUGCCAUGCUGUCCUGUGAGGGGGGCUCCGUGCCCCUCAACACCAGUGGCCCCAGAGCCUCCCAGGACAGCAGCUGUGGGCUGUGUGAGGCAGGGACCUACCGACCUCGGCUGUCCCCCCAACCUCAGUGCCUCACCUGCCCACCAGGGUACCACUGCCCUCCAGGGACAGAGCACUACCACAGCAACCCCUGUCCCCUGGGCUAUGUGUGUCCGCUGGGCUCAUCCAGUCCUGUCCCUUGCCCCCCUGGUUCUUUUGGUAAUCUCUCCAACGCUGAACAUGUGGAGGACUGCUACCCAUGUCCAACUGAUACCUUCAACCAUCUGGCUGCCCAGAGAGCCUGUUUCCCCUGCGGAAGUUCCUCUACUGCACCCCAAGGGGCCUCUUCCUGCACCUGCCUUGGGAAGAACCGUGCUUUCCAGCACUCAGACGGCUCCUGUCUGUGUCGAACCGGCUUUAUUUUCUACAACAAUCUGGAUUUCAAGAUCUCCAGCUCUGACAGUGAACUGGACUGCCAGCCUGAGGUGAACAAGCGCUGCAGUGCAGGACAGGUGCGCCUGGCUGCAUCCAGAGAGUGUGUCUCACCCUCUCACCACUCCUGUAACAUCACCUGUGGACCUCAGGGAGGGAGUCUGGAUGUGGAGAUGGGCAUCUGCCACUGUGAGCGCUACGUAUCAGCAGAGGAGCUGUGCAACACAUCGUGUCUGUCCAGACUGCCCCACGUCUCUGCCAGGCUCUCCCCAGAUGGACAGCUGCUGCUGGGGAUCAAAGAGCCAGAUGAAAGCCGAGUGUGGAGCAGAAAAAUGAUGGAUGUUUUGGGACCAGACGUCCAUGUGAAGAACAUUGGAAACAUCCACUUUGUUCAAUUUGAUUCUGAAGGUGUAUUUGGUUGGAUUCUGAUGGACCGAAAUGUUAUUGAAAUGACCCUGACAGCAGAGCCAAUCGAAUUUAUUGACAUGCGAUCAAGGAAGAGGAGGGAUCUAGAAUCCAAGGCAGAACUUCUACACUCCUAUGUCCUCCCUCGUAUCCCCAACCCCAUAGCAUGCCUCUCCUCCAAUGACAUGCUCAUCUUCCAGCUCACCAUCAACUACAAUGACCGUCACAUCAGCCACUUCCCAGUGUAUCAGAAAGACCAUCUCUUCAAUAGCAACCCUAGCUGGGACUUUGGGGCCUUCCGGCGGCUAGAGCGACUCAUGAAGCAGACUCAGUUCAACUCUACCAGAUUUGCACACGUGUUCUCGGAGACGGGGAAGUAUGUGUUCCUGGACAACGCCAUUCCAGAGUGGAGUCUAGUGGUGGUGGUCAGUGAGAGAGGGACAGAGUGUGACCCCACUGCAGCUGUUUUCCAGCCCAUGACCCCCGCCCAACUGGUCAAGCACGGGGUCAUCAAACAACACCGGCUCAACCUGCUGCCUGACUGGGGCGCCAUCGUAGGUGUCCUGAGUCUCCUGCUUGUGCUGAUCCUGGUGCUCACCACCACAGCUCUGGUUCUGAAGUCCAGUCGGGCCAAGCUGGUGUGCCAGGGCAAACUGAGGCCUAAGUGGCGGAGCCUGGGAGAGCCCAUCCCCCCAGUGGAAUACGUCUACAGUGGAGAAAGCCUGAAUGGCCAGGGGGUGCUGGGCUGCAGGGGAGUCGGAGAGGGGGCUGAAGCUGAGGAGCCUGCAGUCUGCCGUGGAGGAGGAUACAUGACUGGGAAGUUUGAUCUGGAGCAAUUCAACGUGAAAACUCUCUACGACAAGCUGGAGGAUCAGAACCUGCAUUUGGCGUCCCAGCUGGCCAGGCACCGCAAGGACACCCAGGAGUUCUACCGGAAUAUCUGUCAACAAACAGAUACCCUGAGGGAUGUUCUGGAGAACAUGGAACCCAAAAAGUUGAGUCUGUUGAAAGAGCUAUUGGAACGCGAUGCCUUGCAGAAUGAAUCAUACACCAACACGGAUGCAGACGGGGAUGGACAUAUCCAAUCAGCAAAAGAUCCGUCAGUGGUGCUGAUGGGAGCUGUGGUCAGAGCUUUGGAGGCAGUCCUGUACAGACUUAGUGGAGAGAGCUGGCAGCAGCAUGACAUGACCGCAGCACACUGCCACACAGACAGCAGGGAGUGUGAACUGCACACAGGCUACAUACAGUUUUCCUCAGCCAACAUGACCAAACCUGCAUCAGGCCAUGAGACAGGACCACCACCUCAUGAUCUAGUACACCUACAGAGCACAGCCCCCUGUCUGAGUGAGCAGGACCUGUCCAAACUAGUGGCCAUGACCCCUCUGUCCAGGACCCUGCAGGAGAUACAGGAGUCCCUCCAGAACCUAUCUGGUGUAGACAGAGUUUGUAUUCCAGCCAGGACUGACAAAACCACAGAGGACCCAACAGUGCACCUGAUUCCCGUUGCCCUGGACAACCUCUCCCCACAGCACUUUGCCAUCUUCCUGUUCGGCUGUCAUGUUGUGAAACUGCUUUGCAACACUCAAAUCUUCCCCCCUGUCAUGCUGCUUCUGUCCAAAACGGUUCCUGUCUCAGCUUACGAGGGCCUGGUGUCACACUGCAGUGGGGACUUUUAUUUUGACACAACCAACCAGAUUCUGUAUCUCUGUGAGGCAAAGCUUGAGAGUGUGGGACAGUUUAUUGCCACUCUCCUACAGUCUAUGGCCUAUAUUGCUUCAGGUUCCAAGCCUGAAAGCUUCAUGCAAGUCCUCCAUCAUGCCAUCUCUGCUUUGAGCCUUCAGUUGUUCAACGCCUCUUUCAGAUAUGAUGCAAACAAGGCAAAGAGGGACACCUCACUGACCUCAGACCAGUCUCCUGGGAAGUUAGUAGAGGACUUUCUCAAUGUCCGUGUCCCCACUGAUAGCCAGUUCACAGAGCACCUCUUGUCAGACAGACUCCAACGAUAUAAGUAUUUCAAUGUGGAGCAAAUCAUGCGGGAUCUUAAACAGUUUCCAGCAGAGGACACUGAAAAGGGACCUUCACAACAGUGUUUAAGAACACCCGUCCAAGCUCACUGUUUGGAGAAGGAGAUGGACCAUCUGAAUGAGGUUUUCCUGCAGCUCAGCGUUCAACUCCAGAAGAGAACCCAGGGCGCAACAACCGAGAAGGCCCUGAGUCGUAAUGGAACAAUGAUGUUAGAGCUGAAGAGACGGUAUGUAUCCCAGAGGCUCGACGAGCUGCAAAUCAUAUUAAAUGGGAUGAGCCGGCGCCAGCUAGACGGCCACAGCCCAGAGGAAGAGGAGCAGACCCGAGAUCACCCACACCCAGAGCCAGACAACUAUAGAUCAGACGGUCAGGAGGAACACGAUCAUUCUCCAGACCAGGAGGACCUAGACAGCAGGGUACCAAAGAACCAUAAACUAGAAAAUAACCAGAGCCCGUACAAUCAGGAAGUAGAAAGCCAGGGACCAAGCAGUCAGAUGACAAGCAUGGGUAAAACAAGCUUCGGAGAACUAGAUGUAUGGGAAUAAGCCAGUUAGAAGCAUUGUGAAAAUGGGAUACUACUGAAGUGUGUGGUUUUGGUGUGAUUUGUCUCAUGAUUUUGUAGAUUACGUGUACAGUCUAGUGUAUGGUGUGAAUAAUAGAUGUAUAAUAGGUUCAUCACAUGUGAUUUAAUCAAACUGAUCAUUUUCGUUGGAGUGAUAUUUAUUAAAGAUAUGAAUUAUG
Messenger RNA from Oncorhynchus tshawytscha (Chinook salmon), 10642 nucleotides. Its product is annotated as zonadhesin. The coding region runs from base 163 to 10446 and encodes 3427 amino acids. Lineage: Eukaryota; Metazoa; Chordata; Actinopteri; Salmoniformes; Salmonidae. The record is from RefSeq and is a predicted model, not a curated record. The transcript has 66 exons.